AUGAGCCUCCCUUCUCCCAAGAAGAAAAACGGCGGCAUUCCUUCUGUUCCCAGACAAAUCCGCUUUGUUGCCACAGAUGGGCAGCCCCAAACCAAGCGCCGCCGCGUUAAUGCCGCAUUCGAUGUUCCGGUGAACAACCAGACUUGCUCCGACUACAAGCAUACCUGCCUCGGAUAUACCGAGUCGACCGCACACCGGCGAACACAGUCCGACUCCGCAUCUCGAGCGCCGCGCCUUUCCGCACCGAAUGAAUUGACAAGUCAGCGUGCUGCCCGGGCAGUCGAAAGCAGCUCCCCCGAACCAGUGCCAGCAACGAUAGCCAAGCCCUCUGCGGAUAAGCCGACGAAACCGCCCGGAUCAAAGGAAGUUUCCUCCUGGGAUACUUCUGCGAACAAGGACCUGGAUACACAUGCUGUUGGGGACAGUCCGGCGAGUGGUCGUACCUCUGUGAGCUCGGGGGGUCGCACGCACGUCCCGUAUUUUCGAUACUUCGGCCCUACUGCGAUUGUACCGGGGUUUAAACAAAUGGUUGUGCAAGUCCGAGGUUCUCGCAAGAGUAACCCGUCCACGUCCUCAGAGUCUCUCUCUCCUCUUAGGAGCCCUAAACUGUCCGACAUUCACACAAGACCCCUGGCCAUUGCCGCGGAUAAUCGGGACAGCCGCGAUGCGAAUAUCCCAUUUUAUGACCGAGAUGAUGCACUUCCGGUUUCGAAUAUUGUAUCCCAUUUGUGCGAGCUCUUCUUUGCCCACCUGGGCUGCAGCUUUCCUUUCCUACAGCGAGAGAGAUUUCUCCAGGACCUCAAAGAGAAAAAGGUCGACACCAUGUUGGUAGAUGCAGUGUGUUCGUUAGCUGCGAGAUUCUCAAUACACCCAUCACUUGAUCCUCCACAGGCUCCUCCUAUCGAUCGUUCGCAGCCGCCACUCGACGAUAAAAAGUGGGACCGUGGCCUGCCAUUUGGUCAUCGCGCGAUGAGCGGUCUCGUGGAUUCACUGCCAUGUCCAACCCUUUCUGCCGUCCAAGCCUGCUUAUUACUCGCUUAUGAACAAUUCGGAUCAAAUCACGACAGUGGACUGUGGAUGUACCUUGGAAUAUCCAUUCGCAUGGCACAGGACCUUGGACUGCAGAAGUUACAAGGCCUCAAACAUAAUUAUGGCAAGACCGGCGUCACACCGAGUGAAGUGAUGACAGGUCACGCUGGGAAACUAAGAGAGGAACAGUAUGAUGAUCUGGAUAUGCAUCUGACACCCAAGACUACCUCACAGACUUUGGUCGAGGAACGUGCCCGGGAGCGCGAACGGGUAGACUCAUUCUGGAGCAUCUUUUUCCUAGACAGAGUCAUCUCUUCGGGUACCGGGAGGCCAGUGACACUGCGCGAUGAGGAUAUUGAACUCUGCUUCCCUCUUCAAUCUGAAUCUCAGCUACCAAAUGGGUGGCCCGCGCCUUUCCCACCACUUAUUCGGAUCAUUCAUCUGUACGGUCGGGUGACCGACCUCAUUAAUGGCAUCCAGGAUGUCAACCUCGUCACACCUGACACGUUGAAGAUGUUGGCCGGGAUGGAAAGCGACCUGACCGGCAUCUAUCAACACUUGUCCCCCAGACUUCAUUUCAACGCAGCCAACUUUCAGGCCUAUGUCAAAGCCAAGGAGGGGACUAAUUUCAUUCUUCUCCAUUUUUGGUUCCAUACUCUCAUUGUUCUCCUUCACCAACCGACGUUGUUGAACUCAUUUGGUGGAUCAAUCCAACAUCUCUACCCGAAUAGUCGUGAGUUGUCGAUGUCAUCUGCCAAAACUAUUGCCGAUAUCUUAUCCUUCUCGGAACUUGUCGAUGGGAAAAGCUUUAUUGGGAACCCUUUCACGAGUCAGCCGAUGUACAUUGCGGCGUGCGCAUUCCUCAUGGAAAGUGCUUACUAUGCGUCUUCAUCCUCGGGAGCUGAGUCGCACCAACCUCAGCCACUGUUGGCGAAUCAGUCUAGUGGGUUCGUGAUGCCUGCUAUAGAGUCAUCGAACGGGACAGAACGGAAGUCUAUGGCGAAGCAUAUCCUGCUUGCUUCUGCCGCCAAAGAGAAUUAUCAGCGGUGUUAUAAGGCUUUGAAAGCACUCAAUACAUAUUGGGAAGGCACUGGGUAUAUUUUGACAGUGCUGGAUCAGAAGGCUAAGGGGAUUGUCGACCCUCUCCUUUACGCCGUGGAGGAUAUGGAAAUUACACAGGGUAUCGCCCCUGGGCAAGCGCUUGGGCCAGGAGCUUGGUGUGCGGGCAAUGCCCCGACGGAUUCUGUCUUUGAUCCAGAACGACCAGCCGGGGUCGCGGAUAUCUCAUCUGAGGGAAAAUGGUCACCACACAUCGAUCCAAGUCAAGCUAUCGGAUGGGCACUCACAGGAGCAACAAAUUCUUCACAGCCUAACUUGAGUCUACUCUAUCAGAUGUCCACGACCGAGGCCGAGACUUCGCCCAAUAGACCAACAUACUCGUCGCAGUACAGUCACAGCUACCCAGUCCUACCGACGAAUGCCAGCGAAGGGCCAAGCUCUUCAUAUCCGCAAUCUACUGCACCCGCCAGGACUCACGAAGAAAUGACACCCUCACUCAAGACAAAUGCUAAAUACCCCAAUGUUCAUGCCAGAACAACUAGCACCGACCCUUCUUAUUACAUGGGCAUGAAUUCAACCUAUCCCGAAUCAAACAUGCGGACAACACGCCCCGUACAGACAACACAAUCUACUUUUCCCGGGAUGCUACCCCCCGGGCUCCCAACUUCACAUAUGGAUACCCAGCCAUCCGCAUAUAAUUACUCGAUACCCCAAGCCACAUCCGAUCUCCAGCCGGGAAUGGACGAUGCCAACGGGAUGAUGAUCGGGAGUCAUGAGGUCGAUAUGAACUCCAUUAACCAGCAAGACUCUUUGCCGUUCGUUAACGGCGAGAUCCUUCCGUGGUUGGAAUACCUCCCUCAGGAUGUCCUAAGUUUCUUCGGCGACCAUCAAAAUUAUCCGCUUAUGAGUCCUGAUGAUGUGUCACGGCCUCCGUAA
Penicillium psychrosexuale is the source of this 3024-nucleotide messenger RNA. RefSeq names its product fungal specific transcription factor domain-containing protein. Bases 1 to 3024 code for a protein of 1007 amino acids. Gene Ontology annotation, biological process: DNA-templated transcription. The record is from RefSeq and is a predicted model, not a curated record. Lineage: Eukaryota; Fungi; Ascomycota; Eurotiomycetes; Eurotiales; Aspergillaceae. The transcript has 4 exons. Gene Ontology annotation, molecular function: DNA binding; zinc ion binding.